Molecule: messenger RNA, 684 nt
Organism: Cetraspora pellucida
Lineage: Eukaryota; Fungi; Glomeromycota; Glomeromycetes; Diversisporales; Gigasporaceae
Source: the annotation of a GenBank genome assembly
AUGUUUGUGGUGCUACACACAUUACCUACGAAAUUGGCAAUUGUUACUUAUAUUGAAAAAAAUCCUAUAGUUAGCAAGAAAAGUGCUGCAUCACAAUUUAAUAUAACAACAAAGCAAAUACAUGAGUGGAUUCGACUGAAAAGUAAAUUAAAAAAUGCUCUACCUUAUAUCAAACAGUUGAAUAUUGGUACACGUUCAAAGUAUCUGCUUUUAGAAGUUGAUCUCACAAAUUGGAUUAAGGGUUUAUGUUCACAACAUAAAAUAGUUUCUCAACAAAUGAUGGGUGAAGAAAUCAAAAAACUAACAUCUAAAGGUAAAAAACCAGAAGCUCGAAGUAAAGAGAAUAAUUUUAUAUAUACCUAUGUAAAUAAUUUAAAUAAUAAUAAGAGCAUUGUUGACUUAACUUAUAAUGAUAAUGAUGUCAAUAAUGAUGGUGAUAAUGGUAAUAGCAAUGAUAGUGACAAUGGUGAAAGCAGUGAUGAUAAUGAUGGUGGCAGUGAGAACUUGUAUGAGAAUGAAGAUCGAUACAAAAGCAGUUGGAAUAAAGAUGAGGAAAAUGAUAGGAAUGAAGAUGAGAAUGAAGAUGGAAAUAAAAAUAACACUGAUAAUCCAAGUUAUUCAGACAAGUUGAAUGAAGAAGAUACAUAUUACGAAAAUAAAGCAGUUGAGUAUACUAAUUUGUGA